Lindgomyces ingoldianus is the source of this 1809-nucleotide messenger RNA. RefSeq lists its product as uncharacterized. Gene Ontology annotation, biological process: adenylate cyclase-activating G protein-coupled receptor signaling pathway. The transcript is spliced from 2 exons. NCBI's taxonomy places the organism in Eukaryota, Fungi, Ascomycota, Dothideomycetes, Pleosporales, Lindgomycetaceae. Bases 348 to 1640 code for a protein of 430 amino acids. Gene Ontology annotation, cellular component: plasma membrane. The record is from RefSeq and is a predicted model, not a curated record. Gene Ontology annotation, molecular function: G protein-coupled receptor activity.
UCUCUCCAACCUCAAAAGUCUUUAACAUCUGUCCUGUGUUGGGUCUUUGUUGUGUUGUUAUCUUUCCUUGAACGCACCUUCCGCCACCUGCGCUGGCUGGAAAGCCAGACUGAGCAUCCGAUUACCCUUUUCGGCAACCGUGAACACUCUCACUGCCCGCCUGCAUUCAUUGCGACUUCCAGUGUUCACGUCCUCCUAAACAAAGCCGGCACUGAACGAGCAUUUCCGUGCCAAUCCUCUCUGUCGACGGCGAUGGCAUCAUAACCGUCUCAUUUCACGCCCACCUUUCAACUUAAACUCUACACUUGAAGACUCCUCACCCCGUCCGCAAAUUACGGGGAGUUAGCAUGGCUUCAUUCGAAAAGCGGUACUACGAGUACCCGUAUAGCUUGGACCCCAUCACUCCGACCAUUAGGAAAGGGCUGGUUCCUGUGGCCAUCUCCGCAGUUCUCUCACUAAUCUCCGUCUCCGCGCUCCUCACCUUCAUCACUCAUCGAUUAAUAUCGUGGAGAAGACACUACAAGGAAUACGUGGGGUACAACCAAUAUGUGCUCCUGAUUUACAACCUCCUACUCGCUGAUUUCCAACAAUCCCUGGCCUUUUCAAUUUCCUUUCACUGGCUCCGAAUUGGCAAAAUUGUGGCACCUACUGGCGCCUGCUUUGCCCAGGCCUGGUUCCUUCACAUUGGAGAUAUUUCAAGCGGCUUCUUCGUCCUUGCAAUCGCGAUACAUACUUGGCUGGGUGUUGUUAAAGGAUACAAACUUUCGUACGGAGCGUUCGUGGGAUCCAUUCUAGGAUUAUGGAUGUUGGCCCUUGCCUUGACCAUCAUUGGGCCAAUUAUGCACAAAGACAAAUUCUUUGCCCGAGCUGGAGGAUGGUGUUGGGUGUCUGCGGACUUUGAGAAAGAACGACUGUGGCUUCACUAUCUGUGGAUCUUCAUCGUCGAGUUCGGCACCAUCGCCAUAUAUGGGCAUAUCUUCUUUCACUUGAAAGGCCGGAUAGGAAGCAUCCUGAACAACGACACGAGCCGACUCUCAAGGGCCACAAAGUUCAUGAUUCUCUAUCCUCUGGCUUACGUCCUUUUAACCCUUCCAAUUGCCGUGGGCAGAAUGGUUGCCAUGACUGGUACAAAAAUGCCGGAUCUGUUCUUCGUUGUUACGGGAGCGCUGCUCACCUCGUGCGGCUGGAUCGACGCUCUCCUGUACGCGCUCACACGUCGCAUUCUCAUUCCAAAUCAAAUAUCCCGGCAUCACCACUCAGUAACUGCCAUAACGACGAACCCUGCCCGACCUGGUGAUAAGACAGAUUAUGAUCUUCAAUCCAUCAAUGGUGGACCCGAACUCGGCACCGCUCGCUCUGUUACCAUUACCGGUGGCAGCAACCGCAUAUCGCGACUUGCUGAUUAUAGCCGUGGCCGCCCUACACUUAAGAGAUCCCCCUCUAUGCGCGCCGACAGUCCUACUGGAUCAACAGAUUCGAUCAUAAAACCUGGCCCAAAUGCCAUUGGUAUUGUGACCGAGACAAACAUUCAGUAUGAGAUGACUGACGUUCAGGAGAGCGCGAGCGAAAGCGACACCCUACCGAGCCGGUUCAGGUCGCGGAACCAGAGCGACAGCGGGUUCAGCGCAAAUAGUAAAUAGUAGGCAUGGGUAAUGUUUCUUUUCACGGCCGCUGCUCAUGGUGAUGAGGAUUGGGGAUCUGGGCGUCGCUUGUCCAAUUGUUCUUGUUUCACCCUUCCCCCUCGCCCAAAUGAGGAAGGGAUGAGGGACAAUGUUCUUCACGGCAUUCGUUUGGUGAUACCAGGUAACG